Molecule: messenger RNA, 2820 nt
Organism: Monopterus albus (swamp eel)
Lineage: Eukaryota; Metazoa; Chordata; Actinopteri; Synbranchiformes; Synbranchidae
Product: cat eye syndrome critical region protein 5 homolog
Exons: 8
Coding region: 875-2200 (441 amino acids)
Biological process (GO): glycerophospholipid biosynthetic process
Cellular component (GO): mitochondrion
Source: RefSeq, a predicted model, not a curated record
UUCUGAACUACAGUUUACCCAACAAAUCCCUGUUAAACGGUCAUUUGAGCCAUUAGACUGGGCCAUGUGCAAGAUAAAACACUCCAGGGCAAUGGUAUACAACGCUAUACAAAAGGAACCCUUGUUUGGUCCACAAAAAUGUUUUCUGCUACUUGUGCUUUGUUGCAGUAUGUUUGGCAGGGCAUGAACAACAUCUUUAUUAUGCCACCAUAUUUAUGUGCAUUCAUUAUCUUUGUGGAGCCACUGUGCAAGGUUGUAAAAGGGGCUUUCAUUGACGUAGCAUGUUGGGUAAAACUGGAAAGGGAAUUCGGCUGUCUGGAACAGUAAGGGUCAGAUGUGUGAUUUUAGAAGAACACGAGGGCAGACUGCUGUGACAAAACUGAGUAAACCCAACUACUUUAGCGUCCUAAAGCCAAGGGCGAGGCGUAAAAUGGAGAACCAUGUGGGUCCGUGUUCAUAUUUUAUACUGCGAAUAAAUCAGUCAUGUACGCAUAUACACUCAUCGAAAACUGCAGGGAACAGAAACGAUGUAGACGGGAUAAUGGUUUUAAGCGGGGUAGUGGGCUUUCGCAAUGAUCUGCGUGUGAGAUACAAAAGAUAUGCUCUACCGCGAUAUCUAAAAUGGCAGCGAGUUAUGCAAUGCAGUGCAGAUGCGGCUUUACAGCUCCUUCCGGUAGAGAUGCAGAUAGCCCCGCCUACUCGUUUCGUCAUCUUCUCUUACCCUUUCAAAAUACAGGCGACAAAAUAGGGAAAAAAAAAACAAAACAAGCUGAACAGUCAGCGCGGCCGGAGCGAGCCGGCUCAUGCCGCAUGCGGGGUUGUCUUGAUCCACUUAUUUUUACAUCUUUUUUUUAACCGGUGAUAAAUAAAGGAGAUGAGGGGACUCCUGCCUUUCUCCCGAGUCCUAUACACCCUGAGUAACCGUCAAGCCAGACGAAAGCCUGGGAUUGUCGGUAUUCGGUGCGGGUUUUGCGGAACUCAGUCUAAUAGCAAGCCACAGCCAAGCUUUGGGCUAUUGUUCGACAUUGAUGGUGUGCUUGUCCGAGGAAGGCUGCCAAUUCCUGCAGCAAAAAAGGCUUUUGAGAAGUUGGUCGACUCUCAGGGACAAUUUGUGGUGCCAGUUGUUUUUGUCACAAAUGCAGGGAACUGUCUCCGACAAACAAAAGCUGACCAGCUCUCCCACAUCCUGGGAGUACCUAUUACAGAAGAGCAGGUCAUCAUGUCUCAUAGUCCCCUGAGGAUGUUUAAGCGGUUUCAUGACAAGUGUGUGUUGGUGUCGGGACAAGGACCAGUCCUGGAAAUUGCUAAAAAUGUGGGCUUUAAGAAUGUUGUCAGUAUUGAUAUGCUGAGGGAAUCCUACCCAUUGCUGGACAUGGUGGACCACAACAGGAGACCCAAGCUGCCGACCCAUCCUGUUAGCAACCUUCCUAAAAUUGAUGCUGUGGUUCUGUUUGGGGAGCCAAUUCGAUGGGAGACCACCCUCCAAUUGAUAAUUGAUGUUUUGUUGACCAAUGGCAACCUCUGCAGUGUUCACCAACCCCAAAGGUUGUCUCACCUCCCCCUGCUGGCUUGCAACAUGGACCUCAUGUGGAUGGCUGAGACACAAUCUCCACGGUUUGGCCAUGGGACAUUUCUUGUCUGCCUAGAGAACAUCUAUAAGAAGAUAACGGGUAAAGACCUGAAGUAUGAGGCUCUCAUGGGAAAACCCAGUGAGCUGACAUACCAUUUUGCAGAGUACCUCAUCAGAAGCCAGGCCAUACAGCAGCAAUGGAAACAUCCUAUCACAUCCCUUUAUGCUAUAGGGGAUAACCUUAUGACUGACAUCUAUGGUGCCAAUCUCUAUAAUCGCUACCUGGAAGAGAGAGUUGCUAGGAAGAACCCAAAAGCCGUUGCCAAGAUGGCAGCUGCCACAGGGUCGGCCACUGCAGUGCCCCAGGAUGAAGAGAUUGACAACCUGUGGGAGAGUGAGCUAGCACUGCCCUCUGCUACUUCCUGUAAGUCAGUCCUAGUCUGUACGGGGGUCUAUGACCCCAACACAGAGGUGCCAUCUGAUGCAAACCACUGCAUCAAACAGACUGUGUUUCAUGGACACAGGGACUUCAGAUUUGAUCCUGCGCUCGUGGAGCCCGGCCACAUUGUGCAGGAUGUGGCAGAAGCUGUUGACCUCAUCUUUGAGCAGGAGAAGUUUGUGCCUAAGUAGAGUUUUGAACAUUUUAUGUGAUAAUAGGCCCCUAGUAAUGGAGGAGUGGGCUAGGUGUAUCAUUUAAUGUAAAGACAGAUAGGAGCCUAACACUGUGGACAUUGUUUAACCACCUAACAGGGCAUUGACAAAGAAUGGGUCAGCUUCUAGUCUUUCAUCACUGAGACAGGCAUUAGAGAAAAUGAACCAUUUAACUGUUACAACCACUCUUAUUGUUUUUGUGGUUGUCAAUCCCCUGUUCUUCAUUAAGAAAAAAGUGUAAGAGCUCCCUGAUGACCACUAAGUAUUUUUAGGUGAUAGUUUUAUUUUAGAUUAUCAUUCGUCCUGUAUUUAUUACAAGAAUUUAGCUGUGUUUUUAAUAAGCAUAUCCAGAUAACAUGUGACCUUUUUUCUUAAAGUGGAUGAUCUAUGCAUGAGUAUUAACUGUACUGUAAAAACAACUGUUUCAUGUGCAAUAUUGUCCUCUAAUAGUACUGUCAUUAGUACUUUGUGUCUAGUUGUGAGAGCCUUGACCAAUAUUUGCACAGAUCCAAGAUUUUCAUUUUUGCUAACUGUUACCAUAUAACCUGGGCUGUAUGAUGUAGAGACUUUAAUUCCAUAAAUAAAAACUAACACAUUUA